This is a messenger RNA of Eutrema salsugineum, 1269 nucleotides long. RefSeq lists its product as uncharacterized. The record is from RefSeq and is a predicted model, not a curated record. Bases 1 to 1269 code for a protein of 422 amino acids. Lineage: Eukaryota; Viridiplantae; Streptophyta; Magnoliopsida; Brassicales; Brassicaceae. The transcript is spliced from 3 exons.
AUGUCGGGUCUUGUAUGGAAUGUCCGCGGCUUAAACAAAUCAACUAAACAUUCCAUUGUUCGUAGGUGGAUUCAGAAUCAAGGUUUUCAGUUUGGUGCUCUGUUGGAGACCAGAGUUAGAGAGGGUAAAGCUGGGAGGGUAGCAGCUUCAGUUUGUAGAGACUGGUCGGUUAUUACUAAUUUUGAGUUCAAUCGUCUUGGUCGAAUCUGGGUGAUGUGGAGCCCCAGGACGCGAUUGACUCUGUUCUUCAAAAGUGGUCAGAUGAUCACAGUAACGGUUAAGCUUGAAGAUAAAGACGACAGACCCUGGAUCUGUCUUGGAGAUUACAAUGAGAUUUUAGAAGGAGAGGAACACUCUCAGUACAAAAACUCUCCAAACAUCACUUCGGGUAUGCGGGAUUUUCAAAAUCUGGUGCUAGAUUGUCAUCUAGAGGAAAUGGCUUAUCAUGGUCCGUUAUUCACUUGGUGCAACAGACGAGACACAAGCCUAAUUUCGAAAAAGCUUGACAGGGUUCUGAAAAACACUAGAUGGGAUCUUUCUUUCCCACACUCGUAUAAUGUAUUUGAGGCUGGAGGAUGCUCAGAUCACUUACAAUGUCGGUUACAUCUGGAGGCAGGCAGAGCAGAGGGGAAUAACCCUUUCAAGUUUGUAAAUACUGUAGCUGAGCUUGAUGAUUUUUUGCCGAUGGUGCAGUCCUUCUGGGAAAAUACACAACCUAUCUUCUCCUCCACGUCUUCCAUGUUUUGUUUCACCAAAAAGUUAAAGGCCCUGAAACCUUUAAUCCGUUCUCUGGCAAAGAACAGAAUGGGAAAUCUUUCUCGUAAGACGAAGGAGGUUUAUGAGACUCUAUGUGAAAAGCAGAAUGCGAACGCUUCUCACCUCAAAGGGUGGAGGAGGAGACGGAAGCUUACAGGCGUUGGGAUUUCAUUUCGAAGCUUGAGGAAAACUUCCUUAAAUAGCGAUCCAAGAUUCACUGGCUCAAGAUUGGGGAUGGCGGAAGGUUUCUUUUCUGAGUUUCUACAGCAUAUUCCUACUGACUAUGAGGGUAUUUUGACGGCAGAUCUUCAGAAUUUGAUUCAGUACAGAUGCUCGGAAGAGGAAGGUAAUAAUCUUAUCAAGAUUGUCACAGAUGAGGAUGUCAGAUCAGUCUUAUUUUCCAUGCCGAGCAACAAAUCUCUUGGUCCUGAUGGGUAUAAUAUGGAGUUCUACAAAGCAACAUGGUCUAUUGUGGGGAAAGAGUUCACUAUCGCAGUUAAAUCUUUUUUCUAA